AUGGAGCUUCUGAGGCAUGGUGCAAAGAUACCGGACGAGUCCACGACUCAGGGAUGGCCCAGGCAAAGGAGAAAACACUUCUAUUGUGCACUUGAGAUCCUGAAAGGACACAAAGCCCUGACAAGGAAAACACGACAGAUGUACGUCUGUGGACACCAUGUUUGCAGACUGGCUUUCAUUGAAAUGUCUUUUCGAUAUUUUAUGCAGCUAGAGAGCAUGGGGAAACAUUGCGCAGGACAUGAAUUGAAGAGAUGCGAUAGUGAUCGAAGCAAACGUGUACGUAGGGAUGAUUAUUACGACGGAUCACUUGGAGAAUUUUCGCAGCUUGCAGGCUUCUUCCUUACAUCGGGAUUUUCUUCGCUCAAUGAUGUUUGGCCAACGCAACAACUCUUGAUAAUAUUUGAGAGCAUUACCUUCGCCGUUUGA
Plenodomus lingam JN3 is the source of this 426-nucleotide messenger RNA. NCBI's taxonomy places the organism in Eukaryota, Fungi, Ascomycota, Dothideomycetes, Pleosporales, Leptosphaeriaceae. The record is from RefSeq and is a predicted model, not a curated record.